GAGGACGCGCCCUUUGAAAGGAGGGAGUAGUGUAAAGACCCUGCCGCACGAGUAUGCUUUUGCGGCACAGUCGAUAGCGCGCCGGACCUCGGGCUAGAAGGUGUAGGGUUCGAGACCUGCUCCCUGCCUGUUUCAUUACAAUUAUGUUCCAGACUGGACCAAUUUAACCGUGAGUGUAUCUCUGUCCAUGUGGGUCAGGCUGGAGUCCAGAUUGGCAAUGCCUGCUGGGAGCUCUACUGCCUGGAGCAUGGGAUCCAGCCAGACGGACAGAUGCCCAGCGACAAAACCAUCGGUGGAGGAGAUGACUCCUUCAAUACCUUUUUCAGUGAGACUGGGGCUGGAAAGCAUGUCCCCAGGGCUGUGUUUGUGGACCUGGAACCCACAGUCAUCGAUGAGGUGCGCACUGGGACCUAUCGCCAGUUAUUCCAUCCUGAACAGCUCAUCACUGGCAAAGAAGACGCUGCCAACAACUAUGCUCGUGGACACUACACUAUUGGCAAAGAGAUCAUCGACCUGGUGCUGGACAGGAUCCGCAAACUGGCUGACCAGUGCACAGGCCUUCAAGGCUUCCUGGUUUUCCACAGCUUUGGAGGUGGCUCCGGCUCUGGUUUCACCUCCCUGCUGAUGGAGCGCCUGUCUGUUGACUACGGCAAGAAGUCCAAGCUUGAGUUCUCCAUCUACCCAGCUCCCCAGGUGUCCACAGCUGUGGUGGAGCCCUACAACUCCAUCCUGACCACCCAUACCACCCUAGAGCACUCUGACUGUGCCUUCAUGGUGGAUAAUGAGGCUAUCUAUGACAUCUGCCGUAGGAACCUCGACAUUGAGCGUCCUACUUACACCAACCUCAACAGGCUCAUUAGCCAGAUCGUUUCCUCCAUCACUGCUUCCCUUCGAUUUGAUGGUGCCCUCAAUGUUGAUCUGACAGAGUUCCAGACCAACUUGGUGCCCUACCCCCGUAUCCAUUUCCCUCUGGCCACCUAUGCCCCAGUUAUUUCUGCAGAGAAGGCUUACCAUGAGCAGCUCUCUGUCUCUGAAAUCACCAAUGCCUGCUUUGAACCGGCCAAUCAGAUGGUGAAAUGUGACCCUCGCCACGGCAAGUACAUGGCUUGCUGCCUUCUAUUCCGUGGUGACGUAGUGCCCAAAGAUGUCAAUGCUGCCAUUGCCACCAUCAAGACCAAGCGUUCCAUUCAGUUUGUCGACUGGUGCCCAACUGGUUUCAAGGUUGGCAUCAACUACCAGCCUCCCACUGUAGUCCCUGGUGGAGACCUGGCCAAAGUCCAGAGGGCUGUGUGCAUGCUGAGCAACACCACUGCUGUGGCAGAGGCCUGGGCUCGGCUUGACCACAAGUUUGACCUGAUGUACGCCAAACGUGCUUUUGUGCACUGGUAUGUGGGUGAGGGUAUGGAGGAGGGAGAGUUCUCUGAGGCCAGAGAGGACAUGGCAGCCCUGGAGAAGGAUUAUGAAGAGGUAGGGGUUGACUCCAUUGAGGGUGAGGGAGAGGAGGAGGGAGAAGAGUAUUGAAAUGCCCCUGCAGGCAAGCCAUUGUCAAACACUUACUGUUGCAUGAUCUUAUUAUGAUACCUAAUAAAAGUUUGAAUUAAAUGA
Messenger RNA from Oncorhynchus kisutch (coho salmon), 1605 nucleotides. Its product is annotated as tubulin alpha chain. Lineage: Eukaryota; Metazoa; Chordata; Actinopteri; Salmoniformes; Salmonidae. The record is from RefSeq and is a predicted model, not a curated record. The transcript has 4 exons. Gene Ontology annotation, molecular function: structural constituent of cytoskeleton; GTP binding. Gene Ontology annotation, biological process: microtubule-based process. The coding region runs from base 271 to 1521 and encodes 416 amino acids. Gene Ontology annotation, cellular component: microtubule.